AUGGUCAACCUUUCGUUAGACUCCAUCAAGGCUGUCAUCUUACUUGAUGCCGAAGGAAACCGCGUCCUUGCCAAAUACUAUGGUGCUGAUCGCCUUAGUCUGAAAGAGCAAAAAGCAUUUGAGAAGGGUCUUUUUGAUAAGACCAAGCGAGCACAAGGAGAGGUAAUCUUGUAUGAUAACAAAGUUGUCCUGUACCGAUCCAAUAUCGAUAUAUUUUUCUACGUGGUUGGUUCUUUGGAAGAGAAUGAAUUGAUUCUUUUGAGCAUGUUAAAUGCCUUUUACGAUGCUGUUUCUACUUUGUUGAGAUUCCAAGUAGAAAAGCGUUCAGUCAUGGAUAAUUUAGAUUUGGUUGUGCUUUGCCUGGAUGAAACUGUGGAUGGAGGUAUUAUUCUGGAAACUGAUGCCAACGCUAUUGUGAACCGAGUCUCCAAACCUCGUCUUGAUGUAGUCGAUAUUCCUUUUAGUGAGCAAACACUUAUGCAAGCAUACCAGUCUGCAAGGGACAAAUUUGCAAGCCAGAUGUUGAGAUAAUUACAAUACCACAAAAGAAAAGAAAAAAGAACAUACACCUCUUGCAAAUCUAUUUUUUUUUACUGUC
Messenger RNA from Phycomyces blakesleeanus NRRL 1555(-), 598 nucleotides. RefSeq lists its product as hypothetical. Gene Ontology annotation, biological process: intra-Golgi vesicle-mediated transport; intracellular protein transport; retrograde vesicle-mediated transport, Golgi to endoplasmic reticulum. Bases 1 to 531 code for a protein of 176 amino acids. Lineage: Eukaryota; Fungi; Mucoromycota; Mucoromycetes; Mucorales; Phycomycetaceae. The record is from RefSeq and is a predicted model, not a curated record. The transcript is spliced from 4 exons. Gene Ontology annotation, cellular component: COPI vesicle coat.